AUGGGGCGGCGCCUAAUAGCGGUGCUUCUGCUUUGUGUGACGAACUCCCUCCUUGUCUCAUAUGUUUGUUCCCAAAUUCCAAAAAGGUACAUAUUCCUGGAAUCUGCACCGAAUGUUUCUGUAAUUGUGGGACACGAUGCGUAUUUUGUUUGCAAUGGUGGAAUUAGAUGGACUUAUGAAAGUGACCAAAAAAAUUCUGGACGAGAAGUUGGCCCUCAUCCAAUCUCAGUGAAUUUGAGGAAGGAAGUCACAUCCGUAUAUAAUUUGAGUCCGCUUCGACCAAGUUAUCAUUUGUCUAGCAAAUUUAAUGCUCCAACAUCCGUGUAUUCGAUGCAGGACGAUCGAGGCCGACUAAUUCUACGAAUUGAUAACGCAAGCCUUUCAGAUACCGGAACCUAUAGGUGCCAUGGUGAAGCGAAUUCGCAAGAUGUGUUUCUCAGCGUUCACCCCGUAGAACAUUUUGCCAUCAACCGUUCAAGUGGGCUUCCCGCCGUUCCACUUGCUGCUGGAAUGAUCAAGUUUUUCAAAAUGUUUCCUUCCGAUCGUGCAAAUGAGGUUAUUUUAUACUGCCCUUUGACAUCAGCCCAGCGCGUUCUCGCAUGGGAGUGGCGUGAACCAAUUCCACCGGAUUCAGAUCUUGCAGCCGUAUUACCCAGAGAUGCGAUUCCAAGUAGGACCGUUUCUUUUAACGAAUCUGGCAUAUUUUCCAAUGACAAUGUGGAGAUUGGCCCUAACUUAUCCUGGGUUCGCAUCCUCGAUCCAUUUUCGCCCGAAGCACCGAAUAAACUCUGGUGCAAGUUUGAGAUGCAGGACCUUUGGCAUAAUAAGAAGGGGCACCCAUCCUACUAUGAAAUCCAUUGGACUCUCUAUGAACCAAUUAACGUCAAGGUGAAGCUGCACAACUCUUCUACAGAACCGCUUUUUUACGACCAAGAGGCUCGUAACGGCGGUUUUGGCGGCGGUGGGGGUGGGGUGGACUACUCCGCAGUCUAUGGCAGCCUAGGGAUGGAGCGAGAGCGCUCCUCCCACCGCGAUCGAAUGGCUUUGCUAGCGGAGCCACAGCCGCGUCUCAUUGAAGGCUAUCCGGCCCGUCUAGCCUGCCUCUAUCGCCCCAUCCAUGGUGGACAGUCUGCUGGUCGACCGGUGCAAAUAGCGGCAUGGUUUCGGGGCGACGAUUUUCGUUCGAUUCCGCAGCCACCGUUUUAUGUUAACAGUACGCAGGAGGAGGGCGUUUCUUGGCUUACCGUCCGCGCUUUCCCCGUCUACCCAGCGGAGGAGGGGCCCAGUUCGCUACUCAAGUUGGCCUCACGGGUGCCCUAUGAAAAGAUCACCUGUGUGGUUAACAGUCUUAUUGAUGAGGAAAAUAAUUAUACAGUUAAUUCCAAUGCCAGCCUUGUUCUGGAAGUGAUUCGACAGCCUCGGAUAGUCGAAAUCCACAAGAUGUCGGCGGAAGUAUCUCUGGGUGAUUUUGUCAAAAUCACCUGCCUGGCACUUGCCAACGGGAAGCCGAACAUUUCCAUUGACUUUAGUGCCACUGCCGGCAGACGUCCAUGGGGAUCUACUCUUGACAAUCGGCAGGAGCAACAGCGGGAGUCCCUUGAAACUGGCAGUCCUGAAGACGUCCAGAUGGCUGGAUGGCGCUCCUUAGGGGAAUCCUAUCGACUGAGGAUUCAUCGACCUCCAGUAGAUCCCAGCAAGCCAAUGCUCCAUAAACUCGUGGUUGAUAUUCGUGGAGCCCUACGCGAACACCACGGCACAUACCGUUGCCGUGUAACAAACGCCGCAGGUCAGGCCCAACAUAUUGGACACCUUAGAGUUCGCUCCGAACCCGACCUCACCAUCCAGCCGCAACAAUCUACCUACUUCCUCGCGCGUCAACCGCUGAGCAUCUCCUGCCUUGUUUCAGGCUAUCCAUUGGCUGGCACCAACCUCUCCACACUCCAAUCACCUUCUACAGACGAAGCAGCGGCAUCGACAGUAACGGCAUCGGCGGUGGCGGUGCUGGGACCGGCUAAGGGAGAGGCGAUAGCCCAACAACAACAGUCGCAGCAGCAGAAAAACAUUAGAAUUCUGCAGGGGGCUGAACGAGUCUCACCAGUGCGUCUAGUCAUCCUCAAGGCUAAUAGACGCAGAGAACCUCUGGUCUCGGUGAAGCUGACGGAUCUGCGAGUCGGUGUCUAUGAAGGAAUUAACGCGACCUACUCCGUGUUGAUUAACCACCGACCGCAGGGAGAGAUCAUGGCACGAUGUGAGUACGUCCACAUCGAUGGUUCUAUGGUCUCUGAUGCGAUCCAAAUCAAGCAGGCCACUCCACCUGCUCCUCCGAAGAUUGUGGCAUUGUGCUCGGGCCCUGGUGCUGUCAUUUUUGGUGUUACCAAUCCUCUGGUCUCGGCCGAGAAUGAAGCCACCGACAGGAUUGUCAAUCAGCGAGUUCUCUUUGCGCCCACUGCUGAAUUUCAUUCCGCCUCCAACCUGGCAAGCAAGAUUAUCAUUUUGGACAAGAACGGUCAGCCGCGCUCCGAAAAGACGGUCGAUGGCGACGAGGAGGCAAUUCAAGAGGCGCUUCUGACCGGAGAACUCGAUCAACAACAGUUGCACCAAUCGGGUCAACAGUCCUCGGAGAGACCUGCCCUCUCCACCAUUCCUCUGACCAAUCUGCUGCCCGGCACCAACUACACCUUCGAGUGGUCCUCGGCCAAUCAGUUUCACCUUACCACGACCAUUCAAUUCGUCACCGCCACUGCACCUCUAGCCGCUCCAAGUAAACCCACGCAUUUUGUGUUCCUUGUUCCAACUUCGAGUCAUCUGCGAAUCUCCGUCUUUCUCGACGAUCCUUGCCCCUACGACAACGGAGGUAGAGCGGAGCUAAAUAAUAUUCUGAUUCGUUACCGCAAGGCCGUGCAUCAAUUGGGCCAGGGCUAUGGCGAGGAAAGGAAACUCCUCGGCUACGGAAAUUGGUCCAAGACGCUGGUGUGCUUUCAGAACCAGAUGAAGGAUCCAAGCGACUUUCAACUACAACAACAGCAGUCCAUAAAGUGGUCCGGAGACGCGGUCAUUCAAUGCGACGUCCAGGUGGAGGAUCCUCACGCAGAUUUGGAGGUUGCCGUAGCGACUAUGAAUCGUUUUGGUGUCUCUCCGUGGCUCUCGUCCAUUUAUCGAGCCUCGGAGGCCCUCCAUGCCGCGUACUUCUAUACCGCUGGAGUUGGUGUCGUGGACCCUCAGCCCUUCGGUUUAAUUGUUGGGAAUGACAUCUUGCAGUUUACGACUUCAUCUCUGCCGACAAUCAACGGGAGUAGUUGCGUCAACUCCCAUUUACAUGAACGAAGAACCACUGAGAACGGAGAUGACGGCAUUUACAUCACACAACUUCAUGACCUCUUUGUUUUUGGGGAGGUUGGGGAAAUAAUUAGGGCAAGAGUGAAAGAAUACCUGAAACCCUUCGACUUAGAUGAAAAUGUGAAUUCUGCGGCAGAACUUAAGAGCAUUGUCGAAUCCCGCCCAUUUUACGAGUUUCGUCAAAAACUCCUUCGAGAAUUGCUUGAGGUAGUGCAGAGUCGCGAAGAUAUUCCAAAGGUGGAUAAAGAGACUGUGACAAUUCAUUCUCAAGGUUCCCCACUCCGGGUUCCUGAGAAGAUACGUUUUCAUCAACCCCUUAGCGAACCAGAGUCCUCCUUUAGCAGUUCUUUGACUCAGGGCAUCGACUACCUUUGCCUUAAUGACAAACACUUGUCGGAGUUGGUUCAUUCACUGGAUCCACGCUCCUACGAUGUCCAGCGUAGACGUGAAGCACUUCGGCAGAUUGUGGCGACCCCUUCCUUUGAGACUCAGGUCUGCGAUGCGUGGGAAGCCGCUCCUGAGACACCUACAGCUGAGAAGCGAUUAGUUGAUCGUCCGGAGAGAAAUGAGAGUCGAAAUUCACAGGAAAUCGCCUUACCUGUUUAUGGAAUUCGACAAGGUCUCUACGAUGCUUUAGUGGAUGAGGACACCGAGCUAAAUUUUUUUGCAUUGAAGUUCAUAGCCAAGGCGUUUUCAUCAACUUUUGGCAAUGUCAAAGAAUGCUAUGCCCUCUUUGUUGAUUAUCUGGAGGAGAAAUUCACCACAGAUGGAAGUAGCAUACCCACCAUCUCAGGCGGUUUGGAUAUUAGCAAUAGUGAAAUUGAAAAGUUACUUCGUUGUUUUUGCCUUCUGCUCGACUUUCACAAAAAACUGCCCAACUGCUGGCUUCGCUACUCCGAAAAACUAAUGGGCGUCUUGAUGGAUCGUUGUCUAUCGCUCCUGUUAAUUGGCUGUCUACCAUCGCUGGAGGUCCAUUUAAGUAGUCCCGAAAGACGGCUGACCCCGCUCCACAUUGUCUCGCUUCUUGAUCCGACAGCACAGUGGUUUUCUCUCUGGAUGAGGGGUGCCUAUGGAUGUCGACCGAUGCUGAAGAGACUUACUAAAAACAAGCAGAUAACGCAUAGCAAGAUCCUUCCCAUCACCAUUUCCAAAGAAGUGAUUAAACAACUCACCGAUCGGGAUAAGGCCACCCUGAUUAAGGGGAAGGCACUACCUACGCGAACGUUCAUAAAACUCUUCGUCGAAUUUAUUCUCUCAUUAAAGCACACUGAAACAACUGUCGAUAUCGGCGGAAAAACUCUUCACCAACUUGUGGAUAAAUGCUUUCAGCGUUUGGCUCUAUCCCCGGUGGCAACUGUAUUCUGCUUCGGACUGAGUGUUGACGACAUACCAUUAUCAACAGCAAAACGAAAUAAAAGGUUUUCCGGUUUGUCAAAUCUUUCCAAAGACUCUAACCAAUCAGUAAUCGACAUUGUGUUAUUCCACAUCCAAGUUUUUGUAGAUAAUCUGUUGAAGAUGAGUGGACCCAGCGGGGAAACGGUGAAUCUCAAUGUCUGUGUGUUAUCACAAGCUGUGGUCAACAUCUGUUCGACUACACAGGGUCGUGAAUACUUCACCCACCCAAAAGCUGCAAGACAAAUGCAGGUGAUAGCCAAAAUUCUGUCUAAGUGUCUGGAGGCGAUUGCAAACACUAACCUUGAAGUCGCUUGUCGAGAAAGUGGCUCAGUUGUUGAGAUUCUUGUGAAAGUCGUCGGCCAUCUUUGUGACGCGCUCAGCAAAACGUUUCUCAUUACUCACAGUCGGCAGAUUCGUGGUCAUUUUGAAGUUCCACAAAAAGUUUUGGAGCUCUUGAAAAUUUUGAGAUCCAAACACAAAGAAACGUCGAACAAUACUUUUUUACAUUAUGGAAUUUUAAACGUCGUGGAAUUGUUUGAAAAAUCGGUGGAGACCUUCCUGCUCGCUUUGUUGAAGACGCCAAGGGGUGUCCAAUUGGUUGAAAGCUUCGGCCUUCUGAGUUACUGCACGCAGUCUCUGCUUUCGCCAUUCAGUCUUGCUCAGAAUUACUCAUAUCUCGAAGCCGAUCUACUGGUCAGCCAAAUCACCUCAUGUGCUGAGGGGUUCAGAAGUUUGGAGAAGACCUCCUUUGUAGAACAUCGCUUUCUCGAAGUUUGGAAACUUUUAGAAGGUUGUGAGACUGAAGGCACAGCACUUGCUGAAGGAGGAGACGAAGAUAUGGAAUUUUCCCUAGAUGAUUUAUUGGAUGACGGAGGUUAUCGGGAUCAUGGAGCACUUCUUCCUUCCGACUUACCCGAAUCAGAGAUUCAAAAGCCUUUUAAUCGACUGGUGAAUCUGUUUGCCAACUUCACUGCAGUUUUUGAAUCCUUAUCGAGGGAUUCCAGUCGAAUUGUGUCAGGUCGAAGCUUUCAAACUAUUCCAAAAUUCCUGCUUGCCUUCAUAGACCGUGCUGUCAUGUUAGAUUCCGCCACAAAACUUGCUAAACUUUGCCGUCCAGAUGAAACCCGGGUUUUUGGUCUGCGAUUUUUGAGUGCUAUCGUUUCUUCCCUGGAUACAUUUCUACUUUUGGAAUCGCAAUUUGGCAUAAGGAGCAUGCUUCUUAACGCUCAACUACAAAACAGUUUGGAUCAGGAGGCAGUAGUAGUAGAUGGUCGGUUUCUAAUAGACGAAGGCUUAAUUGAACGAAACCGCCUUCUUGUGAAAUGUUCAAUCCUUGGUGGUCCUAAUGAACGGUACCUACCUCCCCGCAGUCUUUGUGAGCAUAAUACGGAUCCCUAUCCAUAUCCAAUCGUGACAGCUCUGAAUUCCGACCAAUUGGAGAAAUACACGCAAAAAAGUAAGAAGUUUAGCAAUUGUCCUCAGUGUGUGGAUGACCUUGAACCUGCACCAAUGAACUUGAAGCGACCGACCAAUGCUACCCUAGUCAGUAUUGUCAUUUCGAGUCUCAUACACCCUAUCAACGGUCAAUGCAAAACGGAGAAUCAAAUUUUCUUCAAGUUUCCACGUCUGCGAGUGAAGAUAAGAAACUUAACGAAAUUUUUGCCACAAAUGAAUAAACAGAUUCCAGCACCACCAAAUGUCGACUCAUCCUUAACGCCUACUUGGAAAGAAACUGCCAUGGGGUUGGUUAUUGAUUAUGGAUGCCGUGUUCACGUCCUGGACACGACAGUUCCUCCCAGUAGCCGAAAACACGACCUGGCUGAUCUCUUAGCAUAUACUGAUGGCUUGAGAAUCUUGAGUAGAGUCUCUCAAAAAGACCUCCAACAUCCCAACAAUGUUACCACAGUCGAUGGAAAUGUAGAAAAGCAUCAGAUGAGCGGUGAAACCUUCAGACCGUUUGAUUGGUUUGUGGGUUUGAUUUUUCUACUCUUCAAUGGCAGCACCUCUCGUGCAGUCGACUUUCUCAACCGAUUUCAAGAUACUUCACUUGCGCAUUACUUAUGGGCCCCUUCUCCUGUGGAGAUGCCCUCGUCUCAUCAUUACACAAUUUGUCAUGUAUUUGAAGUGGUCUUUGCUUCUGAGUUACCUCAACUCUACAACACAUUCCAAUUGUCCGGGUACUCACCCUCAAUGGUGCUGCGUUGCUGGUUAAGACAGUAUUAUCUCAAUUAUCUAGAUUGGAGCGAAAUUCAGGACUUCUUUUUGCUUUGCUUACUCUAUGGAGCUGAAAUAAUUGUCUUUUCUGCGGUUACAAUAAUGCGACACCUCUCGACACGUUUGACAACUGCUCUUCAAGCACAAAAUCAUCUGCUUAUGUUACUGGAAGAACCUAUUGAAGGCUUUCGAUUCGUUGACAAUUUAGACUUCCUGGAGUUGUUGGCCGACAAGUACAAUGAAUACGUUUCAGCCGAGUUGGCAUCCUCUCCCCUGGAUUAA
Molecule: messenger RNA, 7227 nt
Organism: Echinococcus granulosus
Lineage: Eukaryota; Metazoa; Platyhelminthes; Cestoda; Cyclophyllidea; Taeniidae
Exons: 37
Coding region: 1-7227 (2408 amino acids)
Biological process (GO): cell-cell adhesion
Cellular component (GO): cell-cell junction
Molecular function (GO): cell adhesion molecule binding
Source: RefSeq, a predicted model, not a curated record